UUUACACCUCCCGCCCGCCAAGAUCUCCCCUUCCAGGCCCUUGGUCUGGCCACUGGGGGCGCGCGCAGCGCGUGGCAGGCGGUAGCGGCGCUGGCGGCUGAGAGCGCGGGUCGCGUAGCAGUGCGUGGUUGCUAGGGGCGCCUGAGCCCGCCUGCUAGCCCAGCAGGCCAGGGGAGGAAGCAACCCGGAGCCGGCGCCCUGCCCGGGCGAAGCUGGGUCCGCUAGGUUUGAUCACAGCGAGGACAGCAGGAAAACCGCUGAAAACACCCUAGGACUCCAGUGUUCUUCUCUCAGAGCCCCAGAGGAUGACCAAAACAGAUCACCCAAGAAACAGCGAGGUGGAACUGUUGCUUCCUGGAGGACCACUGUAGCGGCAGCGGGUCUGCCCCCCUGGCUCUGUCCCAUUCCCAGUCGUCUCUCUCCCCUCAGGCUGACGGACUUCAAGGAUGCAGCCGCUGCCUUUGGAGAUGUGUGGCACCGCACCUGAGCUGGGCCAUGAGGUCAUGCGGCCGUGAGGUGGGCCCCUCAUGGCCUCAACAGGAACAGAGCACUACAGUAUUGGUCUCCGCCAGGGAAACGGCUUUAAACAGAGCGGUCCCUCGGGCACAGUGCCUGCCCUGCCACCCGAGAAACCCUCUGAGGGCAAGGCCUGGUCUCAGGCUCAGCGACAGGUUAAGCCAGUCUGGAACCUGGAGAAGAAGCACGUGGGGACCCUUUCAGCAAGGUUAAGCCCACGCCUUUUGGGUGUCUCACCCCAGCCAGCGUAUUUCUUUUGCCCCAGAACUUCAUGUAGCUCUGGGACCACAGCUGCCCUUACAGGCCAUCGCAGCUCCUGGUACCAGCCUUCUCUGUGGGUACCCGGCUUGUUCAGCAAUACCCUGCUGUACCGCCGCUCCAGCUGGGGGCACAGAACUUAUCGGCAUCUGCAGUCUUUCUGCUUACAUUCAAGCCCAUCAGAAAAAAGACCUUUUCCUUUCCCUCAAAAGCACCUUCCUGUCAGACUCACUGCCAAUAAAGCCACUUCUUUACCAGUCUCCGCCAUGGCCCAGUCCAUGGCAUCCUGCCCCGCAGACCCAUACCUCUCACUGGGAGCAGCAGGGGAAAACCAUUCAGGGAAGAGACUGGCCUCUGCCAUCUCAGGGAAGAUGCUAUCUCCACUCUCCUCCUCUUCCUACAAGCCUGUGCUAAGUAACAACUCCUUCAUGCGGCCAAAUAGCACUAAAGUGCCUUUCUCACAGGCCACAGAGGGCCUAAAGCCAGUAUCCUCACCCAAGAUCCAGCUUGUCUCCUGGAAUCACGCAGGGGGCACUGGAGACUGUGUUCUCCAGCCUACUGAGCACAAGGUACCCAAGAGCAAUGGCAUUGUCCUACAUGGUGCCCUCGCGCACGGCCCCCUGCCGACCCCUGGCUCCUUAGACACUUCCACCACCAGUGUUGCCUCCCCCCAGCACAACCAGGGUAACAUAGCCGUGAAGGUAAAGCCACGUCCCUGUGGCCUGGAUGGCGACUCUGUCCCUCAGCUUCUAACCAAGGAGGUUCAAUUCACUGAGGCUGUGAGGAAGUUCAAUACAAGUGGCUUUGAGAAGCUGAGGCCAGGCUACCAGUUUGAAUCAUCUGGCUCAGUGAACCCCAGCUUGCAGUGGAGUCUCCUCAACAGGAACAGUCGGUGGAAACCUCCCGUGGUGGGCCAGCAGCUGCCUCCGGAGGGUGCUGGGGCAGCCAGGGUCCUCCCUGGAACCUCGGACACCUUGCAGUUGGACAGUACAGUCAUUUGUACCAAACGCAUCAGCAUUCACCUCCUUGCCUCACACAAAGGCGGGCUCAGCCGCAGCCCUGCCCAUGGUUCUGUGAUCGACUCCUCACCACUUGGAGAAGACAAAACACCAGUUCUGCCUUGUCCCCGCCAGCCCUUUGGCUUAGCUGAUGUGGCCACCCGCCUCUCUUCCAUCCAUCUGGGCCACCUUGGGAAGGAGGGGCCUAAAGAAGCCAGGGAGCUAGACUCACCUGCUAAGGAUAUUGGUUCAGCUGCUGACCUCCAGCUAGACCAGGUUGAGGUUGAAGAUCUAGAAGAAGAGCUGGUGGAUGGUUUGGAAGACUGCUGUAGCCAUGAUGAAAAUGAAGAGGAGGAAAGAGAGUCGGAGCGCUCCUCCUUCAGUUCCGUCUCCUCCAGCGAGUCGGUAGCUGUGAUCUCUCGGGGCUGUGUGGAGGCUGCGACCAAACCUCUUUCCAAUGAGAAAGUUGUCCGACCAGCGCUCACCUACAGUCUCUUUCCCAACGUGCCUCCUACCAUCUAUUUUGGCACUCGGGAUGAGAAAGUGGAGAAGCUUCCCUGGGAGCAGAGGAAGCUGCUCCGGUGGAAGAUGAGCACAGUGACCCCCAACAUUGUCAAGCAGACCAUCGGACGGUCGCACUUCAAAACCAGCAAGAGAAAUGAUGACUGGCUGGGCUGCUGGGGUCACCACAUGAAGUCUCCCAGUUUCCGAUCCAUUCUGGGGCAUCAGAAGCUAAACCACUUCCCGGGUUCAUUCCAAAUUGGGCGGAAGGACCGGCUGUGGCGGAACCUAUCCCGCAUGCAGAGCCGCUUUGGCAAGAAGGAGUUCAGUUUCUUCCCCCAGUCCUUCAUCCUGCCCCAGGAUGCCAAGCUCCUGCGCAAAGCCUGGGAGAGCAGCAGCCGCCAGAAGUGGAUUGUUAAACCACCAGCAUCCGCUCGAGGCAUUGGCAUCCAGGUCAUUCACAAGUGGAGUCAGCUCCCUAAGCGAAGGCCCCUUCUGGUACAGAGGUAUCUGCACAAACCCUACCUCAUCAGUGGCAGCAAAUUUGAUCUGCGCAUCUAUGUUUACGUCACCUCCUAUGAUCCUCUGCGGAUUUACCUCUUUUCAGAUGGGCUCGUCCGCUUUGCCAGUUGCAAGUACUCCCCUUCCAUGAAGAGCCUCAGCAACAAGUUCAUGCACCUGACCAACUACAGCGUCAAUAAAAAGAAUACUGAGUACCAGGCAAAUGCGGAUGAAACAGCCUGCCAGGGCCACAAAUGGGCACUGAAGGCUUUAUGGAACUACCUGAGCCAGAAGGGAGUCAAUAGCGACGCCAUCUGGGAGAAGAUAAAGGAUGUUGUUGUCAAAACCAUCAUCUCGUCGGAACCCUACGUGACCAGUCUGCUGAAGAUGUACGUGCGACGGCCCUAUAGCUGCCACGAGCUCUUUGGUUUCGACAUCAUGCUGGAUGAGAACCUCAAGCCCUGGGUCCUGGAAGUCAACAUUUCCCCAAGCCUCCACUCCAACUCUCCGUUGGACAUCAGCAUCAAAGGCCAGAUGAUCCGUGACCUUCUGAACCUGGCGGGCUUUGUCCUGCCCAACGCCGAGGAUAAUUCCAGCUCCAGCAGUUCCAGCAGCUCCACCACCAGCCUGCCCAGCUGCCCCAGGGACAAAUGUCGGAUGGCCCCGGAGCAGUUCACUGCACAGAAGUUGAAGAAAGCCUAUUACCUGACCCAAAAAAUUCCUGAUCAGGACUUUUAUUCGUCUGUGCUGGAUAUCCUGACACCAGAUGACGUUCAGGUUCUGGUCCAGAUGGAGGAUGAGUUUUCUCGCCGGGGUCAAUUUGAACGAAUUUUUCCUUCUCGAAUAUCUUCUCGAUAUCUCCGCUUUUUUGAGCAGCCACGAUAUUUCAACAUUCUCACCACCCAGUGGGAACAGAAGUACCAUGGCAACAAGCUCAAAGGAGUAGAUCUGCUUCGGAGUUGGUGCUACAAAGGGUUCCACACAGGAGCCAUCUCUGAGCCUGUUCCACUGUGGUCUUUCCCGACAUCACCUCUGACUGUCCCAAAGGGUGACGACGUGACUCUCAGUGCUUCACCCGAGCCAGAGACUGGCAUGCUGGGGAAACCUACUUCCUCAAAAGACAGCGAGGACACUAGCAACGAGCCCAGCCUUUCCACGCAGAUCCUGCCUGUACACAAGUACUCUGGGAAGACUUCGAGAUUCUCUGCUUCCCCCAUGUCCCAGUCAACCGGUGACUCACUCCUGGCUGCUGUGAGCCCGUGACUGGCCUCUUUCACUAGCCCCUGCCCAGGAGCACCAGCGUUAGCUACCUCACAGGAACUGGCCUGCUGGCUGGCCCGAACCCCCACGCCCUCCACCUCACCCCUCUUCAGAGUAUUUUUUGAAAUGGAUGAAUUACAGAGAUGGGUGUCCGGAGGGCUGGCAGGGUAGUGGGGGUGGGGAGGGGGUCAGGAAGGUUCACCGGAUGGUACGUCAUAUCGCAGCAGAGAAGCCAGUGAUGGCCACUCAGUCUUAUAAAGCGGGUUUGGUUUCUGCCUUCAGAGAGCCGUGUGUGGUUUGUUGUAGGCCUCGGUGCACUGAUCGAAUUAGAGUUAAGGGGAGAAGACAGGCCUGAGGUCCUUUGAAACGGAGGAGGUUCCCCUGAAGGUUCGCAUUUCCUCUCUCGUCGCCCUUUCUCCUUUCCCCGCCCUCUGUCCUGAGGAGCCACUUUCAGAAACCUCCAGACUUCUGCACACAGGGAGCGGCUAGGACGUGACGACACCGUUUCCUGUUAGGCUAGUCCUGCGAGCUUCCCCACCUGCAGACCAUUUGUCUUUUCAUAGAUCCGCCUGCCAGUAGCCCUGGGUCUUCCUAUUCUGACUUCAUGUCACUGCUUGGUCAGCCUUCUAGACUUCUCAGUCAUGGGCGUUACCUCUUCAGCUCUUGCUUUUCCGAGGGGAAGAGGCUCUGUGAACUUUGUGCAUUUCCUACAGCCCCAGUGAAGGAACCUCGAUAAUGCCAGUUGGUUGCCUGUGUCCAUAUAUGCGAGGACACAUCCCUGUGGGAGUGUGGAGGGGACUGCGAUUUCCCCACAACCCCCAGGAAGGCUCCCAUUGUGUUUACUCCCUUUGCCAUCUCUGAUUGGGCUCACGGGUCACACGGACAGGCAGAGGCUGCUGCUGUGGCAGAGGGGUUCCAGGAGCAGUCACCAUUGUAGGACGGGUUUCCAGUCGGACUGUGGGCUAAACUCUUGUACUCUCAACUGAAUCUACCUCUCCCCAAGACUCAGUACAGCAGUGACUGUUGAAUACAUUUGACUGAGUGAACCAUCCAGACAGAUCUCCAAGGACACGAGCACCUGAGCCAGAAAGUCUACCCCUGGACUCCUGGGGCAGGGUGGAGUCCAGGGGAUGAAAGGUGGGAGAGCUUGGAUCAGAAAGGUGGUUUUCACUCGAGCUACACUGCUCCUCAGUUUGGCACUUCCUGGUUGCUGCUCGCCCCCUCCCUGGCCUCAUGAUCCCUUUACUUCAUUUUUCUAGCUGCAGGGCUCAGCGGGAAGCCAACUGGCCCCUGUCUGUGACAUCCAAGUUUUCCCCAUUGCACAUCAGGCAGAGGUUCACAGUCCCACUCUGGGCUCUGCCUUCAUUCUCUGAGCCCCGGAAAGAUGGAGGCCAUCCUGUUUCAUAGCUCCUGGAGUGCUGUGGCAAGCUGGGAUGGAGCCAAGGGAAAGUCUCCAAGAGGCCUCACUAGGUAAGGCCACACAGGUAGGUGGCUGUGCUGGCCAGUGUGAAGGCCGCGUGGACAGUUGGGAAGGAAGCUCGGUGGCAGAGCGCUGGGGGCAGCUCCUGCUGCUCCAUAGUAAGGACUUCAAGUUCAGGCCCAGCAGAAGUCACUGAUGCCAACUCCCUCUUGUUCUACGUCAGUGCAGAAGUGUCACAAUGAAUCUUGUGUCGAGGACGGUAAGCAGCCUUCCUAAGAAAACUAGCCACCUGCUUAAGCAGUUUUGUCCUCUGGUCUAGGGCUUAGGUGUAGAGGCCUGCCUUCCCGAGCUGGUUUAGUCCUUGGAAACCAGCUUCAGUUCUUUGGCCUGCCUUUCAAGCAUCCUGACAGCACAGCCAGGCCAUCUCCAUCUGUGUGGCUGGAGAGGGGACCGGCAUUGCAGCGUAAUGGAAAUGCAGAUGGGGCAGGCAGGACUUAGGAAAUCAAAUGACUGAUGAAAAUAGAGUGGCCUUGGUGUAAGAUCUGUUUAUACAUACAUUGUUUUUAAUUUUCAUCACAUUUGAGUAUCCGAUAGAUGCGUUUUGCUGGGUGGGAGGAGGAAUGGGGCUUAUGUAUCCUAUUUCCAUUUCACCCUUGACAGAAAAUUAAAUCUUACUAAGCUUUCUGCAUACUUACUUAGCAACACCUACCCACAGGAUAAGGAACUCAGCUAAAUAAGGAAUUUUGGAGAAGUAGUGAGGUUUCUUUGAAAGUUUAAAUUUGGGA
Molecule: messenger RNA, 6239 nt
Organism: Artibeus jamaicensis (Jamaican fruit-eating bat)
Lineage: Eukaryota; Metazoa; Chordata; Mammalia; Chiroptera; Phyllostomidae
Gene: TTLL4
Product: tubulin tyrosine ligase like 4
Biological process (GO): protein polyglutamylation; microtubule cytoskeleton organization
Cellular component (GO): cilium
Molecular function (GO): tubulin binding; tubulin-glutamic acid ligase activity
Source: RefSeq, a predicted model, not a curated record